This is a messenger RNA of Porites evermanni, 363 nucleotides long. Lineage: Eukaryota; Metazoa; Cnidaria; Anthozoa; Scleractinia; Poritidae. The record is from the annotation of a GenBank genome assembly.
AUGGCUAGUGGCGUCCAAGAAUUUACGGAAGCGGGAGACAUGCGACCGCCACCGAGAAAGACCAUUGUAGAAUGGGUGUUGACCGCUUGGGCAUGGCUCCCCACUGAGGUAAUUACAAAGUCAUUUAAGUCCUGCGCAUUAAAUCUAGCCGUUGAUGGCUCUCAAGAUUCAGAGAUCCAUUGUUUCAAGAAGGGCCACCCAUGCGAAGCAGGAGCAGCGCAGUUGAAGGCACAACUUUCCGUGCUUGAUGAGCCGACUCUUCCAGACCCAUUUCAAGAAAUAACUAACUCAGACAUAGAAGUAGCCGGCGAUGAAAAUAACAUGGUGCUCGACGAGGACUCGGAUGUUGACAUUGAGCUGUAA